Lytechinus pictus (painted urchin) is the source of this 8008-nucleotide messenger RNA. RefSeq names its product plexin-B1-like. Gene Ontology annotation, biological process: semaphorin-plexin signaling pathway involved in axon guidance; regulation of cell migration. Bases 276 to 5843 code for a protein of 1855 amino acids. Gene Ontology annotation, cellular component: semaphorin receptor complex; plasma membrane. Lineage: Eukaryota; Metazoa; Echinodermata; Echinoidea; Temnopleuroida; Toxopneustidae. The record is from RefSeq and is a predicted model, not a curated record. Gene Ontology annotation, molecular function: protein binding; semaphorin receptor activity. The transcript is spliced from 36 exons.
AUUGCAGAUGAACCAUGUAUUAAAUACUAGAAUUUGUCUUGACCUGUCUAAACUGUGAAAAAGAUUCAUCGUCGAAACAAAUAGACUAUGUACACACUCACAUUUCGCUAAAAUGGUAGGUUCUAAAAGAGGAAGCAGCAUUCAAUUUAAUCAAAGCUGAGAUAUACAAUAACUAAUUUUUAGUGGUCCUCGUAAAUGUUCACUCUAUAUGUUUUUUGUAUCCAGUUUGGAUGGUUGUGAAUUAACAAAGAAGCCUGGAUGCUGGAAAAUAAGACAUGGCGCGGAAUAGACCACAUAAUAUGAAGAGAGCAUAUUUGCUCUAUCUGGGUCUCAUAAUAUAUCACUCCAAAUCAAUCCAAUCAGCUCCUCUCUCCUCCUACUUGGUAUCUUCAUUUACACCUCCUGAUUCUGACUUCAACCUACCAUUCAACCACAUUGCCAUCAACAACAUCACUGGAGAUAUCUAUAUAGGAGCACGAGAGAGGCUCUACCAACUCGACUCCGACCUGAACCUCAAACAGACCGUGGAUACUGGAAAGUGUUCCGGUGACAAUAGUAAUGACAACAAACUUUUAGUGGUGGUGAUAACACCUCAGAACUAUAUGCUGAUUACUUGUGGAGGCUGUGGUGAUAAUUGUCGGACAAGGAAUUUGGAUAAUGUAUCGGUUACGGGGGAUUUAUAUAAUUCUCGGGAAGUAGUGGCAGCAGGAGACCUACCAACUGUGGGAAUCGUUGCUCUUGGUGCGGACUAUGAAACAGAUGGAAUUACUAAACGUGGUGAAUCUUUUUACUUAUUCGUUGCAAGAAGUGGUGGGGAAGCUGCUUUUGGAUUCAGUUUCAUUUCAAAGUACAGUCUUGCAGACCUUCAAUUACGACAAUACAUAGCAGCGAAUAUCCUUACUGACGCUUCAACACGGUUUAAACAUAUAAUAUCUUACAAGGAUUAUCUGUACUACUUCAUAUCAAGAGGCGAGAAAACUUAUUUAGGACGCAUUUGUCGUGAUUCACCCGACCAAGACUUUGCAUCGUACACGGAGAUAGAGCUAAAGUGUGGACGUAGUGGAUCUCAGAAUAUUGUUCAAUCAGCUUACAUUGGACCAGCAGGAUCCCAGUUAGCUGAAUCGAUGAACAUCAACGCCACGGAUGACGUAUUGUACGCGGUAUUUUCAUCUACACCUUCGUCUCCUCUUUGUGUCUAUAAGAUGAUCGAUGUCCAGCAGAGCUUCGAGGAUGCUAUCUUGGGUUGCAUUCUAGGAAAGGGCACUGGCACUGAGAACAGCUUCCUAUAUGAAAGUCAAUGUAAUAAGUAUCCUGCCACACCCCCGGAUUCGUAUCAGUGUAGAGGUAUAUUUGAAGACGGGUUUGUACUGUUCAAGUAUGUCAGUGCAACGAAUCCCCUUUCUGCCUCACCCACCACUACUAUCCCUAAUGUGACUUCAACCUCAAUUGUGACCAUCAUAGAAAGACAUCACACGGUGGCGUUCAUAGGAGAUACAGAAGGAAGCUUACAUAAGAUUAACAUAGUGAAUAGUUCGUUCGGGUACGUGUAUGAAGAUGUCUCUUUUGGAGGUGGAUCUGUCUUACAAGAGAUGUUCCUUGAUGAAUCAAUAGAGCAACUUACACUUGCUACAAGUUCAGACCGAGACUCGACUCAGAAUCGGGUUGUUACAAUCGAUGUAGUCAACUGUGGACAGUAUCAGACCUGCGAGGAGUGCAUUGGGGAGGAUGGUGGAAAUGAUGGAGAUCCUUACUGUGGAUGGUGUACUCUUGAUGCAAGGUGUACCCGAUACGAGGAAUGUCCUUCCCCUGAUGAAUCUACCCGUUGGUUGUAUUACAAUGCCAUCCAAUGUGUAUCCGUCUCAGAUGUUCAGCCUGAUCACAUACUAUCUUAUCAAAAUACAGAACAAGAGAUCACCAUUACUGUACAGCAGCUUCCAACCCUCAAAGACAACGAACAAUACCAGUGUGCCUUCGACUCUUUCCUGGUCAAUGCUGUUACAACGUCCGACACAGUAGUUUGCACAACUCCUCCUGUGGACGAAUUGCCUACAAUUCCUGAAGAAGAUGACCAUAAGAUUUUGACCCUUUCCAUUUUAUCAACGGAGACCACAGUUUACUUCAUAAGCACGGAUUUUAUCUUGUUUGACUGCACCCAUCAUAAAUCUUGUUCGUCUUGUGUCACAAGUGCAUGGCCAUGUGACUGGUGUGUUUAUGACAACAUGUGUACGCAUGAGAGCAGCUCAUGCCAGGACGGUGAAACAGUGGUGAUUGGAGAAAAUAAUCCCAUAGGUUCUGGAGACAAAGGACAGAUUUACUGUCCUCAGCUGGUUGGUACAUCAGAAACCUUCUUCAUACCAGUGAAUAUUCCUUCAAGUUUCUCACUUGUGGCGAGAAAUAUUCCUACAGAUCAAACAAAGAUCCAGUCAUUCGAUUGCAUUCUUCUUAUUGAUGGAGAUGAGACACGAGUAGAAACUGCAUUCGUCAAUGAAAGUUAUGUUCUGUGUGGGGCUAAAGAGUACAUGUAUGCUGACGACAUCCUUCAAAACAAUGUGAGCGUCUCCGUUCAAUGGAAUGACCAACACUAUAUAGAUGACCCUAAUGAUGCAUAUGUGACUCUGUACAAGUGUUCAGCCAACGAUGGAAGCUGCAGCCGGUGUCUAUCUCCGGAAGCAACACCUUCGUUUCUAAAAUGCGGUUGGUGUGGGAACGACUGUAAUGUCAUUGAGAGUGAUGUUUGUCAGAGCAAUCGAUUUGUCAAUCAGAAUGAGACCAAUCUUUGUUCAGCACCAGUAAUAACUGAAUUUUAUCCCAUAUCAGGUCCAGUUAAUGGCAUUACAAGAUUGGAAAUCAUCGGAACCGACCUAGGAGUGGCAUUUAAUGAUGUACUAAAUGUUAUAAUAGGAGACUUGGUGUGUAGCCUGACUGACAUGGAUUCCUACUAUCAACCAGGGCAGAGUGUAAGUUGCCUAAUUGGGUUAUCUUCCGAGGUAACAUCAGGACAAAUCGCGAUUAAGAUAUGGUCUGGUGAAGAGACUAGGACCGGAAACAGUAAAGAACAUUUCCACUAUAGGAAUCCCGUGAUCUCGGGGUUUAGCCCUACUGAGGGACAGGCAGCGGGAGGAACUCGAAUCACAAUUACAGGAAUGUACCUCAACACAGGAAGAAUCAUCGAAGCUAGAUUUGGAGAAGCACAUUGCAAUGAUUUGACCGUUCGUGAUAUGACAGCGACCUGCAUUACAAGCAGUAAAACAAUUAAUGAAGAGACUUCAUUGACAUUCAUCAUGUCGUUUGAUGGAGUGGAAAGAAUGUUUAGAGAAUACAGCUUCACUUACAAGUUAAACCCAGUAAUUAUUGAUAUUGACAGAUCCGAAGCAAUCAUGUCAGGAGGUCUUAAUAUUGAAAUAACAGGGGAACGGUUUGAUUUGGUCCAAAUCCCCAGGAUCAUUGUUACGUCACCAACAACUAGCGCAUUUGAGCUUUGCAACGGAACAGACACUCUGCUGAUAUGCCCAUCGCCAAAAUUUCCUGGCGAUGUCGCCUCUACCGUGAGGAAAAGAGCACCUGACGUAAUCACGUUUGUCGCAAAUCUGACAUUUGACUUCGAUGGUUACAUUAUCAAUGGCGGCUUGAUUGAAUACUACCCAGACCCAAUUUAUGAAAGCUUCGGUGUACCAAACAGACUCUAUGAAAGCAGUAACGGACGGCUCGAAAUAACAGGAUUUAAUUUAGAUCUGGCAAGUAGAAAAGAUGAUAUUCAUAUUAUACUUGGACCAAGCAGUGUAUGUGAUGUGGAUUAUCUUAAAACCGAUGCUGUUGGAUGCCAACUACCCGAAGAGAGACCCCUCGCAGGUGAUGAGAAUGGAACACGCAGUGAAGGAACCACGGGGAACUUACCAGCAGUGACGGUAUUACAUGGAAACCUGAAGUUCUAUCCGGGAUUUGUUUCAGCGUGGCCUACAGAAGGAAACACGUUGAUAGCUACCGUAAUACCCACUGUUAUUGUAUUGCUCAUCUUCAUCACCAUACCUACAAUUAUUAUAGCCGUGUGGUAUAGGAAGAAACGACUUCAAGUGAAACGCGCCAAGGAAGAAGUAGCUAUGGUUCGAAUGAACAUUCUGAAACGAGUUCGCGAAGUCUCUAGUACAAGUUUAGAUAUGACGGAUGCUGAUAACAGAGUUCAGUCUCAAGGAGUUCCUUUUGUGGGAAAUGUCCAGUAUGUGACACUGAUGAUGUUUGCCGGGCUAGGUGUUCACCCAGAAACAUCAGAUCCAGAGUAUAUGGAAGACUUUAUGGAGCAUUCAGUUAUUGUAUUCUACAGAAUGCUAAAAAAGAAGGAAAAAAUGAUAGAGUUCGUCAGGCAAUUGGAAACGAAGAAAACUGGACAAGGUCGAGAAAGGGAAUUAAUUGCAUCCCUGUUGGCAAUCACGUUCGUCAGUGAAUGGAAUUCAAUUGUCUUUACAGAAGUGAUGACCGCUCUUGUUGAAGAUGAUAUCAUGGGGGCAUCAGAAUCCAGAAGACCACUGGACAAACUAUUCACAAAAACUGAAUCUAUCACCGAGAAACUGAUCAGCAAUUGGUUUUCAAUCUGCAUGUUCGAGUACGUAAAGGUAUAUGGACUCUAUUCAUUAUUCAUGCUGUACCAAGCAAUAAAGGCUCAAGCCGAGAAAGGUCCUAUAGAUGCUGUGACAGGGGCUGCGUACUACACGCUGGAGACUGAUAAACUCAUAGAAGAAGAGAUCGACUUUAAUUCUCUUAACAUCGAUGUUGUUGAUGAAGACGACCAUGCCUAUGUUGGAGUAAACGUGUUGGAUGUUGAUACCGUGAAGCAGGCCAAACAGAAGAUCCUAGAUUGCCUUUGGAUGAAGAGUUUCUGCCUGCUACCGAGGGAUGUUGAUGCAGUUGAUCUCGUUUGGAUCGAAUCCCCUGAAAGAUACAUUUUGCUUCAGGAUGUGGACGACAUGUCUGAGACACAGAGCAAGGUCACGUUCAAUACACUGAAGAGCUAUGGGAUUAGGAACGGAUCUCGUGUUGCACUGGUAGGAAAUAACCAGCUACCGAAAGCACCUGUCAAUGGCUACCAAGCUCUUGAUGUCAAAGAAUUAUCUUCGAACCCAUAUGAAUCCUUGAUACCUGUAUCAGAUGAGACGAAUCGUACAUCAGGACCAUCUCUACAGACUUUGAAUGCUGUCCAUUUGAAGAUUGAUGCUGAAGUGCAAACAAGGAAAGCAGUCAACCUGCCUGAUAACAUUAAAAGAAAGAGAGCAGAGCUUGAUCGGAAUCUUGCUAUCCCACAUAUGCUUAAAAUGAAAGCAUCAAUAGGUCCAUACGUAGAUGGAGUCUUUGAGGUUAUGUUCAAGAAACCAUCCCGGAUCCCUCUACCUGUGAAGCAUCUCUUUGACACGUUUGAUGACCUUGCCGUCAAGUACACCGAUGGGAAAUCGUCCAAGGAAUGCGCGCAGAAUUGGAAGAUGAAUUGCUUGUCUCGCUUCUGGUGUCAAAUACUUACCAACCUACCAUCUUUGUUUGAUAUGCCAAGAUCAGAAACGGCUGAUCGAUGUGUCAUCGCUGUUGCUGAAGCCAUUACGGAUGCAGCUAGGACCACCACGCUGUCACAGAGCGAAUCAAAUCAUCUACCCUACUCCAAUGAAUAUCCGCUACAGCGACAAAUGAUGUCUGACUACUGCUCCCUGAUAUCAAGCCAACCAAAGGUCAAGUCAAGACUCAAGUUAACAAGAGACUGUUCCUCCAUCACAAAGGAGUUCAAAGGUCAUUUCAGUCAUCUUUCGAAUUUGCUGCACCUUUACAACCUCACCAAGGAUGACGUAGAGGGCCUCUUGAAAUAAAGUGCGUGGAAAAACCUUAAUGCCACCCUUGAAGUAAUAUCAUUUCAUAAAAGGCGCCAAUUAAAUUAACAUCCGUGAUCGGCGCCAGUAUGUGGAUGUUGGUAAUGGGAGAAACUUAAGAAUGCCUCCGUUGCGAAAUAGGUGUAUUAUAACUAGGACGACCCAAUCAUGGGCGAAAAUCCCAGGGGGACGCGUCCCCCUACCCAAAAUAGUAGGGGGGACAUAAUAUCAAAUGUCCCCCCUAAUAUUUUGGUCUUUUAUGAUGGAGCAAAAUACAUAACUUCACUAUCGAAAUAAUACACGUACUUUGGACUAAAUUACUAAAUUUUUUUUUUGCUUGUCAAACUUUCCAGGCCUGGUCCCCCUACCUUUGGGGACAGAUUUCCGCCCAUGGACCCAACCAUACCUUAUGUAUUUUCCAUGUUCAAGCUUUCCGUGGUCUUAGUUACCAAAAUUUUAAUUCAGUACUUGACAAAUAAAAUAACCCUUAUAAGCCAUACGAUUUAAAUUAAUACAUACCGUUAACAACAAGUGUGUAUUCUUCCAGUUUCUGCCUCGGGAUUAACAAUGAAAUUCAUUUUUUCUCUCUACUAAAGUCAUCAAACAUCUAAGUAUUGGGAACUUCUCCAUGGCAUGAAAUUAUUUCGGAAUAGGGGGUAGCUUAAAGGAUUACAAGAUACACGAUUGGUUUUGUUUAUUUAUUGUUAAAUGUCUAGUGCCGAGCGAGACAUUUGAUAAUAUUCAUUCAUGCCAUUUGUUGUUUGACCAGGGUAGAUUGUGUUUGUGGAUUCUCAUAAAAUUUGCAGACUAUUCACUUGCAUAAACAGUUACUUAUUCAAUAGUACAGUAAAUACGAUAUAUCACAUUCCAUACCAAUGAAAACCAUGGAAAUAAAGAAAAUGUACUUUGAUAGCGUGAUAUUGCACAAUACAUAAUGCAAAACGUAUAUUCCAUCAAUCCUGUAUCUAACAUCCGAUCUGUGUACAUACUUUUUAAUCUGUAUUAUAUAGAUAUGUUUAUUCAACUUGAUUCUGACGAUUAAUCAAACUUGAACCUAGAUCCAUAACGCCUUAAAUAGAGUGCAUGUAUAUUUUAUACAUCAUUUGUAAAUCCCAAAUGGAUCAAAUUCUUCAAAUUAAGGUUUUCGUACCAGUUAACACUAUAAUCGUUUCUAUCAUUAACUAUUGAAUUUGAUGGUGAAAAAAACUUGGUGUAUCAUAACAUGUUUUAUAUAGAAAAAUUCUAUUUUUGAUAUGUAUUGGUGUAACUACAUGUAUCCUGUAGCGUUCUCUCUUUCUUACAGAUUAAAAUAUGAAAAUGAGUAGUAUUAGAAACAAGGAGUAAUUACAUGGUGAAUGUAAUUUAAUACUAUAAUAUUCCAGGAUCUAAGAUCUGUAUAUUAAGUUGUAGAUGUCCGUAAUGGUGUAUGUUCGAGUCAAUGUGUUAUAUUAUGCAGGUCUUAAAAUGAUCAUAUAGCGUUCUCUCUUUUAACGGAUGAGAAAAUGAAAAUGGGGAGUAUUGCUAACGCAGAGUGAUAACAUGGUAAGGUGAACAUGAGUCAAUACUUUAAUAAAUCAGAAUUUAAGAUUUGUAUAUUUUUAUUGUAAAUAUCCUUCAUGAUGUAUGUUCGAGUCAAUGAAUUAUAUUAUGCAUGUCUUAAGAUAAAUGUGUCUAUAUGAUUAAUCGUUAUUUUAACACAAUCACAAAAAUUUACCUGUUUUUGGUAAGGCUUUAUCGUAGCUUGCGUUAUGCAUGUAGCUGAUGCAGCACGAUGGAGUGUAUAUAUUAUAACAAACCUUAUCAUGCUUAUAUCUUCGCAUGGAUUGUGGUCUAGCCACCCCUUGUCUAACUUAGAUUAUCUUAAACACAUUAUCAAAACGUGGAUUUUUUUUUUAACAGAUAAGAGUCUAUUAUGGCCAAUGAAACAGGAUCUAUAUGACUUUAAAUUUAUAUCUGGAUAUUGUACGGAACUGAACUCAACAUGGUAGAUAAAGAAAAAAAAAGGUUUCCCAGAAACAAUCAUUGUUUAACAAAGAAUAAUUAUCGUUUAUAUUUUAAGAGACAUACUUUUACCAUUUUCAUUUAGUGCACAAUUACAUUGAGCAACCUCAUUACCAACGUGGUGAUUAUUAAAAAGGCAAUGAUUUGAAUAUAAUUUGUAUGGU